Funneliformis caledonium is the source of this 1251-nucleotide messenger RNA. The record is from the annotation of a GenBank genome assembly. Lineage: Eukaryota; Fungi; Glomeromycota; Glomeromycetes; Glomerales; Glomeraceae.
AUGGACGUGGAUGCAAGAAUACUGACUGAGGGCAAGUUCUUUGAGAAGUACGACGAAGAGAAUCCCGGAGCAACCUUGAAACAAGCACGAGAUACAUAUAAAAAAUACAAGCAAGCACAUGGUUGUAAGAGCUUGACUUCAACUGCCUCACAAGAUCCCAGCAGGUUGUUGGAUCUGAAUUAUGUUAGGAAGGCUUUUGACUGCGAGUACACAAACAGCAGUGAACUUCGCUCUUCGUUUUUCAGAUAUCUGGAGAUGUUUGCUAGUACGUACGAUCAAGACAAAUACUAUUCAACAUAUGUGACCUUGAUACAAGCGAGCGGGAGUUUCGCCAGUGGAGGUUUUCCGGAGCGUUCGAUCUACGCCAAUAAUAUUUUACACACAAAAGACGUCGUAAGUACUCGCCUUCAGUGGACAGCAUAUUUAUGCGCAUGCUUACAAGAGCUAACUGAUGCUCAAGUAGAAUAUGAGCAGUAUUGGGCAUAUCACCAGUCAUCUGAAGCUCAAAACAGUAUCAAAAAUAGAACAAACAGCAUCUUUCGUUCUCUAGAGAACUGUUAUAAUAAAAUUGAGAAAGAGGAAGUGCAGUUGAGAAUCAAAACUGAGCUCAGAAAGCAUUAUGAAAAUUUUGUUGUGAGGUGUAAGGAAAGGCUUGACCGUAUUCCGAGCAAAUUGAAAUUAGUCUUCGCAUUCGAUGAGAUACAGUAUUUGCUUCUAUCUGCAGAAAAACCGAUAGACCGCUAUUACUGGCUUCGGAUCAUUUUGCGUACGCUUGCUGAAGUGCAAUAUACUGAUUCUUGUAUCUUUGCUGUUGUAACGGACACGAUGGGUGAACUGUCCAAUUUUGCACCGCAGGGUAAACAUGAUCCUUCUUUACGAGUACAGAGUGGGAGUCAUGAACUGUACCCUCUGUACUAUCUACUCGAUACGUUCAACAUCCAUAUUCGUAAGGCCGCUUUGGAACCAAGGACGUUGGAUAAAGCUGCAAAAUGCGACUAUAUUUUCCGAUUUGGCAGGCCUUUAUGGUAUGCACAGUUGUCAUCAGCUGCUGAUCCUGAGUAUCCUGUCCGUUUAGUAAGGCUAGCAAUGGCAAAACUUGGGUUUGCGCAAUCAAAACUACGAGAUUUCAGUAUGGCUGUUACCAUCCUUGGUUCACGUCUUCACCUUAAUAUCUCACUACAAUCCGAGUUGGCAACCGAUUUGGUCUCGAAUUAUAUGCGUUUGAUGACGUAUAUGUCUGAGGAUCGUUAA